This is a messenger RNA of Trichomycterus rosablanca, 2478 nucleotides long. It is a transcript of the gene klhl13, whose product is annotated as kelch-like family member 13. Gene Ontology annotation, molecular function: ubiquitin-protein transferase activity; cullin family protein binding. The record is from RefSeq and is a predicted model, not a curated record. Gene Ontology annotation, biological process: regulation of cytokinesis; protein ubiquitination. NCBI's taxonomy places the organism in Eukaryota, Metazoa, Chordata, Actinopteri, Siluriformes, Trichomycteridae. Bases 149 to 2122 code for a protein of 657 amino acids. The transcript has 7 exons. Gene Ontology annotation, cellular component: Cul3-RING ubiquitin ligase complex.
UUCUCCGAUUCGGAAGCACCGCGUCCCUGUAGCGCCUCCUCCGGGCCCGGGCCGGUGGGGAUGGAAGCCCCGGCCGCUCGCCUCCUCACGGACUCGCCGUUCGCCGUAGGUGGGAGAUCGUGACGGGGUGUGGAAAUAAAAUAAAAACAUGCCGCUGAAAUGGAAAAGCGCUUCGCCUGUGAGCUGGAAAUUUCCCGUGCCUGUGCUUAAAGGCUCCCGUUCCUCUCCGUUAUCACCGGCCUACAUAUCUCUGGUUGAGGAUGACGACGCUCAUAUGAAGGUGUCUCUUGGCUGUGGUGAGAUGGGGCUCUCUGCCCACCUGCAGGCCUCCAAGACGGGCAACACCCGCUUCUUCACCAGUAACACGCACAGCUCCGUCGUACUACAGGGUUUUGACCAGUUGAGGAUAGAGGGGCUGCUGUGCGACGUCACACUGGUGGUGGGCGACGGAGACGAAGCCUUUCCUGUCCACAGAGCCAUGAUGGCGUCAUCCAGCGACUACUUCAAAGCCAUGUUCACAGGUGGGAUGAAGGAACAGGACCUGAUGUGCAUCAAGCUGCACGGAGUGAACCGCAUCGGCCUGAAGAAGAUCAUCGACUUCAUCUACACGGCCAAGCUCUCGCUCAACAUGGAGAACCUGCAGGACACGCUGGAGGCCGCCAGCUUCCUGCAAAUCCUGCCCGUGCUCGACUUUUGCAAAGUGUUCCUCAUCUCUGGGGUGUCGCUGGAGAACUGCGUGGAGGUGGGACGCAUCGCCAGCGCGUACAACCUCGCCGAGGUGGACAAAUACGUGAACAAUUUCAUCCUGAAGAACUUCCCCGCCCUGCUCGGCUCGGGCGAGUUCGUCAAGCUGCCCGUGGAGCGCCUGGCUUUCGCCCUGUCCUCCAACGGUCUGCGGCGCUGCAGCGAACUGGAGCUGUUCAAGGCGGCGUGUCGAUGGUUGCGGUUCGAGGACGGGCGCAUGGAGCACGCGGCCCGCCUCAUGCGCAACGUGCGCUUCCCGCUGAUGAGCCCGAGCGAACUGAUCAACCACGUGCAGACGGUGGACUUCAUGCGGACGGACAACGCCUGCGUCAACCUGCUCCUGGAGGCCAGCAACUACCAGAUGAUGCCCUACAUGCAGCCGGUGAUGCAGUCGGAACGCACGGCCAUCCGCUCGGACAGCGCCCACCUGGUCACGCUGGGGGGCGUCCUGCGCCAGCAGCUGGUCGUCAGCAAGGAGCUGCGCCUCUUCGACGAGAAGGCGCACGAGUGGCGAGCGCUGGCGCCCAUGGACGCGCCCCGGUACCAGCACGGCAUCGCGGUCAUCGGGAACUUCCUGUACGUGGUCGGAGGCCAGAGCAACUACGACACCAAGGGGAAGACGGCGGUGGAUACCGCGUUUCGGUACGACCCGCGCUACAACAACUGGAGGCAGGUGGCCUGUCUCAACGAAAAGAGGACCUUCUUCCAUCUGAGCGCGCUCAAGGGUCACCUGUACGCUGUCGGAGGGAGGAACGCCGCCGGAGAGCUGGCGACGGUGGAAUGUUACAACCCCAGGACGAACGAGUGGACGUACGUUGCUAAGAUGAACGAGCCGCACUAUGGUCACGCGGGGACCGUAUACGGAGGUUACAUGUACAUCUCAGGGGGCAUCACGCACGACACCUUCCAAAAGGAGCUGAUGUGCUUCGACCCGGAGGCGGACCGCUGGACGCAGAAGGCCUCCAUGACGACGGUGCGCGGGCUGCACUGCAUGUGCACGGUGGGCGACCGGCUGUACGUGAUCGGCGGCAACCACUUCCGCGGCACCAGCGACUACGACGACGUGCUGAGCUGCGAGUACUACAGCCCCGCGCUGGACGUGUGGACGAGCAUCGCGGCCAUGCUGCGCGGCCAGAGCGACGUGGGCGUGGCCGUGUUCGACAACAAGAUCUACGUGGUGGGCGGGUACUCGUGGAACAACCGCUGCAUGGUGGAGAUCGUGCAGAAGUACGACCCCGAGAAGGACGAGUGGCACAAGGUGUUCGACCUGCCCGAGUCGCUGGGUGGGAUACGGGCGUGCACGUUGACUGUCUACCCGCCGGACGAGCUCGCCAUGGCGGGCUCGCCCAACCGCGAGUCGCCCCUGUCCGCCCCUUGAAAACGGAGGGAGGGAGAGAGACACGGACACGUGGACGGACUCGGACAGGAUUUCUGACGUUUGCAUCUCUCCCUCCGUUGGUUCUUUCUCUUUUUUGCGCUCUCUCUCUCUCUCUCUCUCUCUCUCUCUCUCUCUCUCUCCAGGAAAAGACAGUGUUUGCACUUCCCCCUUCGUCAGAGGUGUCUGUGAUCAAAUCCCCGCCCCUUUUUACUGCAAUCUAUGCUGAAGAACUCCUUUCCUUUCCUAGCUUGGAGAUGGGAAGGUAAACGUGACGCCUCCUCGCUCGGGCAGCCUAAUAACGCGGGUUCCCUUUUUUAUUAUUAUUAUUAUUAUUAUUAUGAUCAUCGUUGUUAUGA